UCGCAUUCGAGCGUGCACGCCGCAUACAAACCCCAGUAACGACGCGAGGAAAUUAGUGCUGAAAAGGAACACUUCAGUUUCGAAUCUACUUUGAUACCAGCCUCAUACCCUCACAUACCAUGACCCAAUACACCCAAGACACCUUCCGAGCACUUGUGAAGAAGCUCGUCGAGAAACCAGAAUAUUUCAGUUCGGAUGAUCUCAAAGUAGCGCUCAACCAUCUCUUCACCCCCGACGUCCUCCAUCCUUCCCAGAUCGGCGCCUUCCUUACUGCCUUGCACAUCCACCGUAUCGAGCGACGUCCCGAAUUCCUCACCGCAGCCGCCUCUGUGCUUCGACAGAAAGCCCUUAAAGCCGCUGUGCAAGAACUCGAGAAGGAUUUCGUAGUAGAUAUCGUUGGAACCGGAGGUGACGGGUACAACCUGUUCAAUGUUAGUACCACCGCAGCAAUCGUGGCUGCUGGUGCCGGUGCACGGGUAAUCAAGCAUGGUAGCCGGGCAUCAACCUCUUCAUCAGGCUCCGCUGAUCUCCUGGAAUCACUCGACUGUCUGUUCACCGUCCCCACACCAGGCACACCGAUGCCCAUCCCCCGCGUCCCCUUCACCUUCAUCCUUGCGCCACACUAUCAUCCAGCAAUGGCUUCCAUCGCUCCCUUCCGCAAAGCACUCCCCUUCCGCACCAUGUUCAACGUCCUCGGUCCCUUGAUCAACCCAGCAAAUCCCCGUGGAAUGGUUCUCGGUGUUGCCAUUCCCGAGAUUGGUUUGGCGUUCGCAAAAUCGUUGAAGGAAGGAGGAGUAGAGAAGGCACUGGUUGUCUGCGGUUAUGAGGGACUGGACGAGAUCAGCUGCGCUGGUCCUACCCACGCCUGGGAACUCCAUCCUGACGGUUCAAUCACAGAAAAGGUUUUGAAGCCGAAAGACUUUGGAUUGCCAGUCCAUCCAUUAUCCACGGUCGCUGGUGGUUCUCCCCAAGAAAAUGCGGCAACGUUCAAGACGUUACUCACCUCUGGUGACAAGAUCCCCGAAAUCCUCAUCCCCGUCCUUGAUUUCGUGUUGAUGAACGCUUCUGCUUUGCUCGUCGUCGCUGGUAUUGCGAGGGACUACGUUCACGGCACAGAGCUUGCUCGCCAGAGCAUUGUCUCAGGCGAGGCAUGGAGGGCUUUGGAAACUUUCCGAGAUGCUGGGCGGAAGGCUGCCGCUCAAAUCGCAUCAACGUUAAACUCUACAACCUACGAUUGGCAUUCGGAAGUAGUCAACAUCAACUAUCUACAAGAUGAGAUACCCGCCAGAGAGACGUUCCGUCCGGAACCGAUCCAUCCCUCAACGGGGCCCGCUGAGGACGAUAGCCCAUCGAGAGAACGAACCGGUCACCGGAUAUAA
Messenger RNA from Coprinopsis cinerea okayama7#130, 1379 nucleotides. RefSeq names its product anthranilate phosphoribosyltransferase. Gene Ontology annotation, molecular function: anthranilate phosphoribosyltransferase activity. Gene Ontology annotation, biological process: L-tryptophan biosynthetic process. The coding region runs from base 120 to 1379 and encodes 419 amino acids. The record is from RefSeq and is a predicted model, not a curated record. Lineage: Eukaryota; Fungi; Basidiomycota; Agaricomycetes; Agaricales; Psathyrellaceae. The transcript has 5 exons. Gene Ontology annotation, cellular component: cytosol.